Messenger RNA from Dipodomys ordii (Ord's kangaroo rat), 1389 nucleotides. RefSeq lists its product as uncharacterized. The transcript is spliced from 7 exons. The record is from RefSeq and is a predicted model, not a curated record. Gene Ontology annotation, cellular component: membrane. NCBI's taxonomy places the organism in Eukaryota, Metazoa, Chordata, Mammalia, Rodentia, Heteromyidae.
AUGGCAGAGUCUUCAACCUGGCGCACUGAUGGCACAGGAACCUGCCUAGUAUCUCCUCAACCACAGAACUUGGAGACAACAGAAAUCCAACUUGGACAUGCAAUGUCCAGCUGGCAAGAGGCCAUUGUGGUCAGUGCGGGUUUGGGCAGAGUGGCAGACCUGCUGUAUGGUGGCUAUGGCAGCCGCAGCAGCCUCUGCCACUGCCACCAUAGUGGUGGCAGUUGCAACACUGUCAUGGCAGCAGCAGUGGCAUCACUCUGUGCACCUCACGUCCCUGUGGGAAUCUUGGCUGCAGUCCUCCAGGCUCAAGACCAAAAAUCCAGUGGGUUCAUGCCAAACUGUGAUUGGUCCAUUGCAGCCAUUAACAGCCCUGUUGUGAGAAAAUUUGGUUCCACCCCCUCUUCUGAGGCUUCUAUAACAUCUGUUCCACCUCCUCUCUUGGCUGUGGCCUGUUUGUCUGGGGAUUAUGGGACAAGAGCUGGGGAUGCUGCCACAAUCAACAACCCACUACAGCUUCAACUGCAACAAGGAGGUUCUGCCUAUGGACCUCUUCAUCCUCACCUGGUACGCUUCCAUCUUUCUGGUCUGUUUCCAAGUGAUGGUGCCAUCCCACAUGCCCUGGUUUCGAGGAUUAGUGCAGCUUCUGACAUAUGAGGUUAUGUUGGAGAAAAUGUCAAGUUGAGAUGUACCUUCAAGUCAUCUUCACAUGUCACUGACAAACUGACCAUAGAAUGUAAGUUCUGUCCUCCUAGCAGCAGUCGCACAAAAUCUGAUUUUCACUAUCAGUCUUUCCAGUACCCAACCACAGCAGGCACUUUUCGGGAUCAGAUCUCCUGGGCUGGAAAUGUAUACAAAGGGCAUGCAUCCAUAAGCAUAAGCAACCCUAACCAUCAGGACAAUAGGACAUUCAGCUGUGCUGUGAAGAAUCUCCCAGAUGUGCACCAUGACAUCCCCCUGACGGAACUAACAAUCACAGAAAGGGGUUUUGGUACCAUGCUGUAAUCUGCGGCCCUUCUUUCUAUUCUUGUUUUCAUUCCCUCAGCAGUAGUUAUUGUUCUGCUGCUUGUGAGAAUAUCAAGGAAGGCUGCAGGGAUGAAAAAGCAGAGAAAGUCUAGCUAUAAGAAAAAUUCUUGGACGUCUGCAGCCGUAGCCACCAUAUCUGCAACACAGAGAGUCCGGGAUGAAAGAGCCAGAUGCGGCAGGAUUAAAGUUAAAGAAAAUCCCCAGAUAUUUGUUAAAGAGUGGUUCAUAGCCUUACCUAAUGACAUGGGAGGCACUGGUGGACCCCAGAAUAAGGUGUACAGUCUUCUUGUGAAACACUCUGGAAACCUGUGGAAGUGGAAGGUGGUGCAGAACAAAGAGGAAGAUUUAAACGAUAAAAAGGAAUAG